Saccostrea cuccullata (small rock oyster) is the source of this 3552-nucleotide messenger RNA. RefSeq lists its product as uncharacterized. The coding region runs from base 112 to 2274 and encodes 720 amino acids. Lineage: Eukaryota; Metazoa; Mollusca; Bivalvia; Ostreida; Ostreidae. Gene Ontology annotation, molecular function: protein binding. The record is from RefSeq and is a predicted model, not a curated record. The transcript has 20 exons.
GUAAACAACAAAGUUGGUAGGAUGUUGGAUGUUCAGUUGGGACAACUUAAACUCGAAGUUUAAAGUUGUCGAACGUUAGUCAUCAGUCUGGUUGCUGAGGAGUAAACAAGGAUGAAGUUCUAUGUGCAUACAGAAGAUCCACCAUUUACCAUGGUUGUCAGAUGGAAUGAAAAUGAUGACAAAUGUUUGCAAAAUCUUGUAGAUAUUUUCUGGAGCAAUUUCAAAUCAAAAUACCCAGAUGUGGAGGGAAGAAUUGAUAAAUCAACAGUUAAAAUAUGGAAAGGGACACAGUCAUUAGGCUUGUCUAGCAAAGUUUUACAAAAGGUGAAGAAUAUGGAUGACAUAUAUAUAAAGUGGAUGACAAUGCCACAUGAGAACAAGAAGGAGCAAAAUGCAAAGAAAGUUCCAUCUGAAACUGUUGAACCAUCCUCUACAAAGAAUUCAGUAAAUGCAGAUGAUGUAUCUGAAAAGAACUACUCUUUAAAGAAAAUGGAUUCAUCAUACUCAGUGACAGAAUUACUAGAAUUAGCUGAUGCCUUGUCUUCUAAAUGCCGAAUCCAGCAUGCCAUUGUUUUAUACAGUGAUAUCCUCAAAAAAGAACCCAGCAAUCAAUCUGCUAUCAUUGGCAUUGCUGAUUGUUAUCUACAAGCUGGGAGACCCAAUAAAGCACUAUCAUAUUUGAAACAAGCACAUAAAGUAAAGGACACAGCAUUCAAACUUGGACAGUGUUAUGUUAAGCUGGGGGAGUUUGACAAGGCUGUAGAAACACUGAUGGGGUAUUGUAAGGAACUGCGGAAUAGAGGGGGCACUUCAGCAGCUCACAAACAGGAUGUCCAGGUUUGGCUUGCUAGAGCGUAUGUUGGGAAAGGGCAGACAGAUAUGGCUCUGGUAGUUUUACAGGGUGUAUUGAGGGAAAACCAGGAACAUUUAGAUGCCUUGACAGAGUAUGCUCCCCUGAUUUUUCCUCUGGGUCCUAAACAAAAGGAGGAGGCCAUGACCAUCAUGCUGACCGUGCUGGUGAAUAAGAGAGAUGAUAAUUAUGUGAAAGAAAAAUUUGCUUAUUUGUGUCAACAAGAACAUGGAAUGCAGGUAUUAGAGAGCAUGUCAGGCCAGGCUUGGAGAGAUGUCCCUGCUGUUGUUUUUAUGGCAACUAGUCUCCGUGAUGUUGGAGCUAUUAAGGAGGCUGAAGCAUUACUGAAGCAUGCUUACAUGCUGCAGCCAGAAAAUCCCCACACUUUGUUAACUUACGUUCAUACUCUAGAGCUUGUUGAAAAACAUACAGAAGCUGUCCAAGAAAUGAUUACAUACAUAAAUCAUUGGCCAGAUAAAGAAAUAGGGAACUUCAGGAUUGGAGCUCUUCUGCCAAUCAUGAACCUCUUCCAUGGCGAUGUAUACCUUAAUGUUCCAGAAGCAGAUUUGCCCAGUAAUUCAGUUUCCAAAGUGACCACUGCUGAACCGUACCCUGAGGAUGUUAACUAUCUACUGGCCGUUAUUUUUACUCUAGUCAAGAUUCUGUUCAUCAAAGGAGCAUUAGCCUUCAUAAAACCAAUCACAAGUUUGAUAGAUCCACUGACAAAGGUGCAUGAACUCCACAAAACAAACAUAAGAAAUGAGGCUGCCUACUUCUCAUGCAUUAACCAGUUGCAGAAAGUGAGAGUUGAUGUUAACCACGUAGUUUCCUGUGAUCAGUAUGUAUUCUUUGUUGGAGACAGCCAUUGUGUUCCUCCAGCAUGGCAGCCCAUCCAGUUCAAGGCAGAGGACAAGAUCAUCCACCCGAUCUUGUCUACAGGGACAAAAAUCUGGCAUCUACGAAAGGAGAGCAUAUUUUAUCCUAAACACAACUUUAAUUCAGCAAUAAGCAAGAUUCCUGACAGUGCAACAACAGUGUUUUGUUUUGGAGAGAUUGAUUGCAGAGAAGCUCUUCUGCUGUGUGUGGAAAAAGCCAAAUAUGAUAGCUUAGAAGAAGGAAUGGACCGGGUGAUAGAAAUCUAUGUUGAUCUGUUGACAAGGUUACAGAGUCUCCAUCACUGGGACAUUUAUGUACAUCCUGUGUUACCUGUACUAGAUUUAACCAGGGCUUUGGUUAUGCAGUUUAACCAGAGAAUGAUGAAAAAAUUGUCCAAUACCAGUCUUAAAUGGCUAGAUUUUGUGGACAGUCUGCUGACUAAGGAAAAUGGAGAACUUAAACUAAAGAAACAAUAUGAGUUUGAUGGGACACAUGUUCAUCCCUGUUACGUUGAAGUUUUACAGAAAUCUCUACAGAAUCAGGCUUGAAAUGUCACCUAGAAGUAUUAGAGAAUUCUCUAGCAGAGGGUCUGACUUUGAGUUUUUAGAGAAGUGGGUGUGACAUGUUACAUAGAAGUAUUAGAGAAUUCUCUAGCAGAGGGUCUGACUUUGAGUUUUUAGAGAAGUGGGUGUGACUUGUUACUUAGAAGUAUUAGAGAAUUCUCUAGCAGAGGGUCUGACUUUGAGUUUUUAGAGAAGUGGGUGUGACUUGUUACCUAGAAGUAUUAGAGAAUUCUCUAGCAGAGGGUCUGACUUUUAGUUUUUAGAGAAGUGGGUGUGACUUGUUACCUAGAGGUAUUAGAGAAUUCUCUAGCAGAGGGUCUGACUUUGAGUUUUUUAGAGAAGUGGGUGUGACUUGUUACCUAGAGGUAUUAGAGAAUUCUCUAGCAGAGGGUCUGACUUUGAGUUUUUAGAGAAGUGGGUGAGACUUGUUACCUAGAAGUAUUAGAGAAUUCUCUAGCAGUGGGUCUGACUUUCGAGUUUUUAGAGAAGUGGGUGUGACUUGUUACUUAGAAGUAUUAGAGAAUCCUGUAGCAGAGGGUCUGAAUUUGAGUUUUUAGAGAAGUGGGUGUGACUUGUUACCUAGAAGUAUUAGAGAAUUCUCUAGCAGAGGGUCUGACUUUGAGUUUUUAGAGAAGUGGGUUUGACUUGUUACCUAGAAGUAUUAGAGAAUCCUCUAGCAUGAAAUUGGUCAGACUUGGAGUUUUAGCGAAGUGGGUGUGACUUGUUACCUAGAAAUAUUAGAGAAUCCUCUAGCAUGAAAUGGGUCAGAUUUGGAGUUUUAGUGAAGUGAUCUGACGUGCAUAGAGAGACCUACUGAAGAAAGGAAUGGAGUGACAUUAUAUCUUGCCAAAUAUUUGAAAUCAUUGCUUGUGUAUUCAUCAGUUUAAUGUGCAAGGGAUUUUUUUAUUUAUAAACCUUUAAAAAUAGGUUGUGCCAUAUUCAUAUCCCUCUGAAGGAUGUAAGUAGCAGUAUUUUAUCUAGCAAUUAUAAUUAAGGUCUUCCUAAUAUACUAGUUAUAGUAUACAUGAAAAUUAUAUAAAAUAAAUGUCAUGAUCUCUGUGCUAUCAUAUACAUGAUUUUUUUAAAUGUACAUGUACAUGUAUGUUUUUUUUUAUUUUAUCUUGAGCUAGAAACUACUUUUUAUUACAUCAUAUCAAUCAUAUACAUGUACCUUUAUUGUGGUGUACACUUGUAUUUUACAUUUUUUAAUAGGUCAUAUCAUGUUAUGUCUAUUGUGAGAAAAUAUAUGUUGUUUGAUGUCAA